CGAUCUGUCCCCUUCGAAGCAAAAGAAGUCGACGAGCUGUGCAUCUUCGCCCCCAACCCGCUGCCGCUCCACGCCGCCUGCCGUCUGGAAUUUAAGCAAGGUAAUUGAGUCCUACUUCCGAGCACGGUCUCUAAUCGAUUCUCCUCCAUGGAUGUUGCAGACGCAGACGCGUACACAGGAGGACCGGAGCUAGCGGUCGACCGACAUGGUGGUCGCCGACGCGGCGGCGGGAGGCGUGGUGAAGCUCAUCCUUCACCUGGCACUGGCGAUCAGGGCCGCGGCGGACACGGCGAAGCGGAACAAGCAGGACUGCCUGGAGAUGGCGAGUCGCGCGGAAACGCUCGAGGCCGCGCUGUCGUCGCUCGACGACGACGGCGGCGGCGGCGGCACGGCGAAUCACCAGGCCGUGGCCUCCGCGCUCAAGCGCCUCCGUCUUGCGCUCCAACGGGCCCUGCAGGCCGUCGAGGGCUGCCAGGGGGACGGCGCCUUGGCGCGCCACCUCAACGCCGGCAAGGUCUCCGCCGACCUGCGCCAGGUGAACCAGAACAUCACGGAGCGGAUGAUGGACGUCAUCCUCGUCUCCGGCCUGCACACCAGUAACCUCGUCGCGCUCAAAACACAGCACAAGAAGAAGCCCCAAAUUCAGGAGGAUUCUUUGGCAAACUCUCGCAAGGAAGAGGAGCAUGCUUUCACAUCAUCAGUUAAUACUCGCUCUUCUACAACGUACACAGGCUUGUCUGAAUUGGAGGCUGCUACAAACAACUUUUCAAAAGAAAGCUUGAUUGGAAAUAAUGACUCUCGCACAGUCUAUAAGGGUGAAUUAUGCGAUGGAUGCAAAGAUGCCGUCAAAACAUACAGUAAGAUGCAAUACAAGGCUUGCAGAAAAGAACGUGAAAACGAAAAGUAUACCGUGCCAGAUCACUCACACGGUAUUCAAGCCUCCACGUCAAUUCCUGAGAGAACAACUACCAGCAGCCAUUGUCUCUCUAAUGAAGCCAAGACAGCGUCAGAUCGACAUGAGGUUAUCUACAACAUAAGACAACUACCAACGCUUGCGCCGUAUAGCUCAUUCAUGGUUGAGACCAAGCUGAUCAGGACGCCAAUCUCUGAGGAUGUGGCCUCCCAUUGUGAGGCCAGGCAAUCAAGUAUUGAAGCCCGUGUUCUCUUGCUCCUGAUUCUCUUCCUGGUGCUUUUGGGCUUCCGCUAUGGCUAGGAAAAGACCCCUGAUUGUGCACCUGUUUGGGCCAUUGUUUGAUGUCUUGGCUGAGCAACCCUGGAUUGAAGAUUGAAGGUUUGCAUGGUGUUGGACCAUAUGGCUAGCUGUUAGCGUGGAGCUUGUUACUCUUCUUGAUAAAUAAACAUGUAAAACAGGUUUAGGUACGAUAUCGAUCCUGGUUGUUACGUCCGGUCUGUCUCGUUGCCAAUGUUUGUACUUAUGUUGUAAAGCCGAUGAGCUCUAAUAUAUAGAGAUGAGCUGGCAUUGAUUGAUGUACGAGAAAACCUACAAACACAUCUCACAGUUUCACACGUGGAAGCAAGACUGGCAGGUUGACAAUAUCCAACUAUAUACCGGCCGUAAUGUUUGUACCUAGUGGAAAAUUGAUGUGUUCUUAAUUCUGUCAAUUUGGGAUAAUAAUGUAUGCUUGAGUUAGUGUUUC
Molecule: messenger RNA, 1658 nt
Organism: Brachypodium distachyon (stiff brome)
Lineage: Eukaryota; Viridiplantae; Streptophyta; Magnoliopsida; Poales; Poaceae
Exons: 3
Coding region: 206-1213 (335 amino acids)
Biological process (GO): cell surface receptor signaling pathway
Source: RefSeq, a predicted model, not a curated record